AUGCUGAAAAAUAUUGGCGCCAUACCAAAAAAUACUGGUGCCAUACCAAAAAAUAAUCAAAGUACAGUGAAAAACACGGGAAAAAUCCUAACAGGUAUGGACCGUUACAUCACUAUAACUAAACGCAAGUCCAGUCCUAGGACAUCAAAAUUGGAACCAAAUCCAAAACAGGCGAAAAAAAAUCCGGUAAGUCAAAAUCGUUUCGCAAUUCUUGCCAACCAAGAAAGUGAAAAAACACUCGCAAAGCCUGUAACAGACUAUAAGGCACCUUGCCUAUAUUUGCGCGAACCCUCUACAAAUGUUUUGGUGAACAAAUUGUCCCAACUUGUAGGUAAGGAGAAUUUCCACGUGGUCUCUCUGCGUAAAGGAAAUAUACAAGAGACAUAG
Calliphora vicina (urban bluebottle blowfly) is the source of this 387-nucleotide messenger RNA. RefSeq lists its product as uncharacterized. NCBI's taxonomy places the organism in Eukaryota, Metazoa, Arthropoda, Insecta, Diptera, Calliphoridae. Bases 1 to 387 code for a protein of 128 amino acids. The transcript has a single exon. The record is from RefSeq and is a predicted model, not a curated record.